AUGGCUGAACGUCAGCUGCACAGACUAGGCUUCGUCCAGAUCCGAACGACUCUUGCGCAACUACCAUACCCGCGAUUGGAGGACCGCCCAACUAUAACCACGGAACGAUUGGUUCUCAAGCCAUUCUAUGAGGGCGCUGCUGAAGACCUUCACCCUAUGCGAGUUCAGCAAGAGGUCAUGAAGUGGACAUCACAAGGCGCCCCAGACAAGAGCAUUGAGGAAACCAGGAAGUGGACUCUAACAAGACUUCCCCCGAACCAUGAGAUCGACUUCAGUUAUGUCAUCAGCCUUCUCGAAACUGGUGAAGUCAUUGGUGCAGGUGGCUCUUUCAGACGAGAGUGCGAGCUUGGAUGGCCAGGGAUCGGAUAUGCAUUUCGAAAAGAGGCUUGGGGAAAGGGCUAUGCAACUGAGUUUGUGAAGGCGUACAUGGAAGCUUGGUGGAAGCUGCCUCGUGUUGAAGUCUUGAUGGAGGUAGACCACACCACCCUCAGUGAAGAAGAAAUAGCCGCCAGUCCAGAAGCUCUGAUUGAAGAACGAUGCUCGGCGGAGGCACUCAGCAACAACCCAGGUAGCCAUCGCGUUUUGGAGAAGGCUGGAUUUGUGAAAGUAAAAGAAUGGAGGAAUGAAGAAAAGAAUUGGUUGAUAUAUGGAUGGGUAACGCCUGCUGAUGCCAGGACAAGAGGAAAGUCAGCAUAA
This is a messenger RNA of Fusarium coffeatum, 696 nucleotides long. RefSeq lists its product as uncharacterized. Bases 1 to 696 code for a protein of 231 amino acids. Gene Ontology annotation, molecular function: acyltransferase activity, transferring groups other than amino-acyl groups. The transcript has a single exon. The record is from RefSeq and is a predicted model, not a curated record. NCBI's taxonomy places the organism in Eukaryota, Fungi, Ascomycota, Sordariomycetes, Hypocreales, Nectriaceae.